AUGGAGUCUUCGCCUCCAAGGAGCAGUUUGGCUGCUCCGGUGGCAGGUGUGAAGCGUCCUGCGGCCUUGUUGCCUGCCUUUGAGCCAUUGAGCUCCUCUCCCUCACUUCCUCGUCCACAGAAGCGUGUAGCACGCGACAAUCAUGGCAUUGUCUCGACUUAUCCUACGCCGGUGCCGACCUCGUCGACCCAUAUCUUGUCCUCCUCCCCCCCGAGAAUGGCCCUGCCGCGAACGGCCUCACGGCGUACGUUUACUUCGUCCAGCUCCGAACGAACCCCUCUGUCUGCUGUCCCUACCAUAACGCUUCCCGAGAGCGGGGAGCCCGUCCUGAUGGGAAGGUCCAGUGCCUCGUGCCAUCACCAGCUCGCGGCCAACCGUAUGAUAUCGAGGGUGCAUGUCAAGGCUACUUACAAGCCCGCAGCUAAUCCCUUUGACCCUGAUAGAGUGGAGAUCAUGUGCAUGGGAUGGAACGGGAUUAAGUUGCAUUGUCAGGGGAAAACAUAUGACUUGGCCAAGGGAAAGACGUUUACUUCGGAUAUCAAGGAUGCUGAUAUCAUGAUCGAUGUUCAUGACGCCCGCGUGCUGGUCCAAUGGCCUCAAAGUGACCGGAAAGAUUAUGCCUCGACGGAUUCCGAGCAGACAUGGGAGGAGACUACACCCAAACGUAAAGCACAGUCGCGUCGGAGUAUUCACGAAAGCCCCAAUGUGGAACGUCAGCGCUUGGCGUCUCCCGUCUCGCCGUCCCCUGCGGUCAAGUCUCUGGUGCCCCCAUCGUCACCCAUAUAUACCCCGACACGCUCGCGGAACUCCGUGGUCGUAUACGAAGACGAGGCUUCACCUAGCCGUCGCAACAGCACUGCUGAUGCAGAUCAGAAGUCGUCGUCCAUCGCUAGUGACAUUCUGCAGAGCUCGCAGUCCAGCGAGUUGAGUGAGCUGAGCAAGCAAGAUGACUUCUCGGACCAUGAUGAAGAAAAUGACCCCAUUGUUCAUUCCUUUGGACCCUUUGGCGACAAUCUACUCCCUCGGAUGGCCUCAUUCACUGCAGAUGAGUCACCACUCCGUCCUGCACGACCCCGCAACCAGGUUGUCCAGCCUACCAAGUCCCCGGGACAACCCUCCAAGGCCGUUGAGUCGACGGAGAGCACAGUAACCAAGCUGGAGCCGUUGAGCGAGAGCUUUGAACGGGUUCAGAACCAUGCCGCCAACCAAUUGGCGUUCUCUCGGCUCUCCUCCACGCCAUUUUCGACGAUCUUGAACAACCUCCCACCGUCCUUGUGGAGACGGGACGGCCAUCACAAAGAGGGCCCCACGAAAGAAGAGAUCCGUGCCAUCCUGGACACGACCAAGUGCAUUGGAAAGGUGGCACGGGAGGGAAAGGAUGCUGCAGGAAAGCCUCUGGAAGCCGAGUACUAUUACAUUCCUGACUUUGACGAGGACGAUAUGCGACGCGAGGCGGUUGUGCAUGAUCUCAGGAAGCCGGGCCUCCGCAACUGCCGCAAGCAGCACAAGGUACGGGAUCUCCGCCUCCAAAAUGAGAGAGUAUGGGCCGGCGAGAGUGAUGUCUUCCCGGUCAGCAAAUCCCUCGAUUCGGCCUUGAAAAAGAACACCGCUUUCAUCAAGCGCCUCCGCACCGGAAUCAACGCCGCUGCCCAACAAACCUUCCUAACCGAUAUCCGCACCCUCACGCUGCACAAAUACCUGUCGGAAAUUAUCUCCGCCUGCUAUGAAGGUCUCUGCAAGCUCAAAUCGCCCGGCGAAAUUGCUACAGGUGUCGAAAUCACUAGUGCCUUGCACCAGCGCUUCGGACCUGCCGAAUUCACCCGCCAGAUCGGAUGGCUGCUAGGGCGGGGCCUGAGUACCCCGGAUAGAGGACAGCUGAAGGCGCUCAGCCAGGAGUUGCGCGAGCGCGAGGAAAAGGAACGGUUGUCUCGCCAUCGGGUGUUGUUGAGGGUUGUUACGGAGUUGUGGCUGGUGGGGGUGUUGAAGACACUGGAUGAUAUUGAGAAGCCGGAUGAUGUGGGCGCGAAGGGCAAGGAUGGAGUUGUUGGUAUUGGCGGAAAGGCGACGGAUGGGCCGGUGAGAAGGGCGCCGCCGUCUGCUGGUAAAGAUGGUGAGAGGGAGCCCGAGCCGUUUCCUUUGGAGGUGUUGAAGGACCUGCUUGGACAUGAUCGCGACCAUUCAAAUCUGCCACUGGCUGUGCUGUUUGUUAAGAGCUUCAGUUGGGAUGUGCUGGGCGUGAAGAUGGUCGAGGAGGGUAGGAAGACUGUCGAGGCUGAUGGUGCUACAACUACUGUUAAUGGCGAUGUGGAGGCGGAUGCAACAACAGCCCCGGAGGGUGAUGACCCGCCAAUCACUUCGGAGAAGACUCAGCUUCGGUUCAAGCAUAUCCUUAAUCGGUACCUGGAGGAUGUCAAGACACAUGUUGUUCGCGAUCAGAGAGCGUUGGCCGCCCAGAGCCGUCGCAAUGCCGAAGCAUACGUGAAGAGUGGCGAAAUAUUCGAAGACCGCCAGGCCAACUUUGAGAAGCAGACGAAGUCGCUGGAGAAACUGGUUACCAACACUCAGGUCCUGUGUGAGGUUCUGGGCGUGGACAUGCCAGCCUUGGCCGAGAAGGAGGCCGCUGAUGCUGGAGCGGGCGGUGGUAUCGGCCUGGUGAAGGCUAGCGAGUACUUGCGUGGCCAAGGAGAGGGCGCGGGUAUUUGGGAAGACGAAGAGGAACGGCGCUUCUACGAGAAUCUGGUCGAUCUUAAGGGUAAAGUGCCGGCUGUACUGUUGGAGGAUGGCAAGAAGAAGAAGGCGGAGGAUGAGGCCGGAAAGAAGAAAGAAGAAGACGGCACAGAUACGGAGAAGACCGAAGCUGGUCAAGCGCAGUCAGCCGAGGAGAAGGCUGCAGCAGAUGCCGAUGACCAGUCUACUGCUAUCGCAAGCAAGACUGUCGGCGCCCAGGUGGAUGCGCUUCUGGCUAAGCUGCCCGAUCUGCAGACCAAGGACCAGGUUGACCAGCUGGCGCUAGACUUCUGCUUCCUCAACUCAAAGGCGUCUCGGAACAGGCUCAUCAAGGCAGUUUCCGAUGUCCCCAAGGGCCGCAUCGAUCUUCUCCCAUUGUACUCUCGUUUGGUUGCAACCCUAGGACAGUACAUGCCUGAUAUUCCCCAGGGAAUUACCAACUAUCUGGACGAGGAGUUCCGAAGCCUCCAGCGCCGGAAGUCAAAGGAGUUCCUGGGCCAGGUUCGGAUGAGCAAUGUCCGUUAUCUGGCGGAACUGACCAAGUUUGGUGUAGUUCCAGAGCAUAUCAUCUUCCACUGCUUCAAGGUUUCGCUGGAUGACUUUUCGCGCAUGAACAUUGAGAUCAUCGGGCAUCUCCUGGAGAACUGUGGACGCUAUCUGCUUCGAAACCCUGACACGUCCCCGAGAAUGGCUUCCUUCCUGGAGACUCUAGGAAGGAAGAAGACUGUCCAGCAUCUAGGUCAGCAGGAACGAAUGAUCAUCGAGAAUGCAGUCUACUACGUUGAUCCGCCACCGCGGCCUGCCAUCCAGCAGAAGGAGCGCACCCCUAUGGAGUCUUACAUCCGGAGACUGGUCUACUUGGAUAUGAACAAGCGCAACUACACCAAGAUCUUGAAGUCGAUCCGCAAGCUUCAUUGGGAGGAACAAGAUGUGGUCGAUAUUUUGGAGCGCGUCUUCAGCAAGCCGGUGAAAGUCAAAUAUGGCAACAUCCAUCUUCUCGCGAUCCUCGUCAGUGCCCUUUAUAGGUAUCACCAGGAUUUUGUCAUCGGCGUUGUGGACAACAUCCUCGAGCAGAUCACGCUGGGUCUAGAGCAGAACGAUUUCAAGUUCAACCAGAAACGGAUCGCUGAAGUCAAGUACCUCGGAGAGCUUUACAACUACAAGAUGAUUGACUCACCGGUGAUCUUCGACACGUUGUAUCGCAUUAUUACCUUUGGUCAUGAGGGUGGUACGCCCAUGCCUGGAAGGAUCAACCCGCUUGAUCUGCCCGACGACUUCUUCCGUGUCCGCCUGGUCUGCACUCUUCUCGACACCUGCGGUCACUGCUUCGAUCGUGGUUCUGCCAAAAAGAAGCUUGACUUCUUCUUGACCUUCUUCCAGUACUACAUGCAUACGAAGGAUCCCCUGCCAAUGGACGUCGACUUCCUAGUCCAGGAUACUUUCUCCAUGACUCGUCCUCAGUGGAAGUUAGCAGCUGAUUUGGCUGAGGCUACGCAGAUUUUCAGUGAAGCUGUGGCGCAGAACUUCAAGACGCAGGAUGCAGAGAGACCUGCUGAGCCUGAUGAGGACGAUGCGGACAGCAGCUCGUCAGACGAGGGUCUGGAGGAAGAUGUAAUGCUCGAGGAAGAGGACCAGGAGUCGAGCGACGAGGCUGAGGUGUCCGGUCCGAACGCCGAACAAAAUGGCGACAGUGAGUCGGAAGACGAAGAGAUCUUCGUAACUCGGCAGGAAGAGGAACGGGACCCAGAAGCGGAAGCCGAAUUUGACCGUGAAUUCGAGAAAAUGAUGGCGGAGAGCAUGGAAUCCCGGAAAUUCGAACGCAAGGGUGUGUUUGACAUACCUUUGCCGAUGAAGCGGUCUGGACGUGAGGCAGCGCUUGAGACGCCCCCGCCAGAGGCACCCAAGCCCACGAAUAACACCAUGGCGUUCUCAUUGAUGACGAAGAAGGGGAACAAGCAGCAGACCCGCACGAUCGACCUGCCCUCCGACUCCAGCUUCGCCGUGGCAAUGCGAAGUCAGCAGCAAGCUGACCGUGAGGAACAGCAACGGAUCAAGAACCUGGUCCUCAACUAUGAAAUGACCAAUGAAGCAGAGACCAACACCGAUGCCGCAGAGAAGCGUUCCCCCCAUCGCGAUACUAGAAUGGACAAAUCAAGCGCGGCCAGGGCGGCUUUCCGAUCCCGGAAACUCCAACUGAGCGACGUAAACUGGUAG
Molecule: messenger RNA, 4941 nt
Organism: Aspergillus eucalypticola CBS 122712
Lineage: Eukaryota; Fungi; Ascomycota; Eurotiomycetes; Eurotiales; Aspergillaceae
Exons: 9
Coding region: 1-4941 (1646 amino acids)
Biological process (GO): nuclear-transcribed mRNA catabolic process, nonsense-mediated decay
Cellular component (GO): cytoplasm; exon-exon junction complex
Molecular function (GO): protein binding; RNA binding
Source: RefSeq, a predicted model, not a curated record